Molecule: messenger RNA, 1559 nt
Organism: Etheostoma spectabile (orangethroat darter)
Lineage: Eukaryota; Metazoa; Chordata; Actinopteri; Perciformes; Percidae
Product: scavenger receptor cysteine-rich type 1 protein M130
Biological process (GO): zymogen activation
Cellular component (GO): plasma membrane
Molecular function (GO): serine-type endopeptidase activity
Source: RefSeq, a predicted model, not a curated record
GCUGGACUCACCUGCUCAGAGCCCGUCAGGUUGGUGGGGGGGUCCAGUCGCUGUACUGGGACACUGGAGGUGAAGCGAGGAAACUGGAGACCAGUGGACGUCUCUGAUUGGACCCUGAAGGAAGCAGCGGUGGUGGUCUGUGGAGAGCUGGACUGUGGCUCUGCUGUUUCAACCGGAAGAAGAAAUGAGUCCUCACCCAUAUCAGCAUGGAGGAUCAGUCAGACCUGCAUCAACUCUGGGUUCACCUUGAGAGAGUGUGUGACACCAGGCUCCUCCUCCUCCAUCAUGAAGAUCACCUGCUCAGAGCCCGUCAGGUUGGUGGGGGGGUCCAGUCGCUGUACUGGGACACUGGAGGUGAAGCGAGGAGACUGGAGACCAGUGGACGUCUCUGAUUGGACCCUGAAGGAAGCAGCGGUGGUCUGUGGAGAGCUGGACUGUGGCUCUGCUGUUUCAGCAGGAAGAAGAAAUGAGUCCUCACCCAGAUCUGCAUGGAGGAUCAGUCAGACCUGUAUCCACUCUGGGUUCACCUUGAGAGAGUGUGUGACACCAGGCCCCUCCUCCUCCAUCAUGAAGAUCACCUGCUCAGACUCUGUGAGGCUGGUGAACGGGACCAGUCUGUGCUCAGGCAGACUGGAGGUGAAGACUAACCAGUCUACCCAGACCUGGUCCUCAGUGUGUCAACAGGACUUUGACCAGCAGGAUGCAGAGGUGGUCUGCAGGGAGCUUGGCUGUGGGACUCCUUUAGUCCUCCAGGGGGGGCUCUAUGGAGACGGGGAGCCUCCGAUGUGGACCAAAGAGUUCCAGUGUGGAGGCAACGAGUCUGCUCUGCUGGACUGUAGAAGCUCAGAUGGAACCACCACCUGCUCACCUGGACCAGCUGCUGGACUCACCUGCUCAGAGCCCGUCAGAUUGGUGGGGGGGUGGAGUCGCUGUACUGGGACACUGGAGGUGAACCAGGGAGACUGGAGACCACUAGACGGCUCAGACCAGACCCCGAAGGAAUCGGCAUCUGUGUACUGCAGGAAGCUGAACUGUAGCUCUCCUCUUUAUGCAGGAAGCAGGGAGGACGCCUACAGACCUGCAUGGAAGAUCCACUCCACCUGUGUCCAGUCUGGAUCCGCUUUGAGGGAGUGUAUAACACCAUCGGGUUCUUCUUCCUCCGUCCUGGAGCUCACCUGUUUACAUCCAGCAGCUGUUCCGAUCCGACUGGUGGUCCUGCCGCUGGCGCUGCUGUUGGUUACCGUGGUGAUCUAUUUCAUCGUCAAGGCCUCCAGGGGGCGGAUGCGGGACCCCCGGGAGAACAUGGAGCUGGAUUAUCAUAACCUCGGUGCUGAAGGAGCCCGGGCAGCGGUGUAGAUCUCGUUUAGCCUGUGCCUAUGUUAAUGCUAACUAGCAUGUUCGUUAGCAGUAAUUAGCCUGUGCCUAUGUUAAUGCUAACUAGCAUGUUAGUUAGCAGUAAUUAGCCUGUGUCCAUGUUAAUGUUAACUAGCAUGUUAGUUAGCAGUAAUUAGCCUGUGUCCAUGUUAAUGUUAACUAGCAUGUUAGUUAGCAGUAAUUAG